Messenger RNA from Chenopodium quinoa (quinoa), 2028 nucleotides. Its product is annotated as zinc finger MYM-type protein 1-like. The coding region runs from base 1 to 2028 and encodes 675 amino acids. Lineage: Eukaryota; Viridiplantae; Streptophyta; Magnoliopsida; Caryophyllales; Amaranthaceae. The record is from RefSeq and is a predicted model, not a curated record. Gene Ontology annotation, molecular function: protein dimerization activity. The transcript is spliced from 4 exons.
AUGCAGAAUAUCGCUAGUUUCUUUGCUAAAUGUAAUCCUCAUCCUCCUAGUCAACAAAAUUCUUCUCCAAAUGAACAAAUUUCCACUCCACAUCAUACUAGUGAACAACAUACCUCUCCCACACACAGUUCACCUCAAAUUUCCCCUCAAAGAUCACCUCAUAAUUCCACUCACAACUCCCCUCAAAAUUCCACUCACAACUCCCCUCAAAAUGAAGUGGAACACUCUAGUCCUCUUAAUGCUUCGGGAGAUGGUGUUAGAUUAAGUGAAAAUGAUCUUGCCAAUCUUCCUCACGACCCGGGAUUGAGAAAAAAGAUGAGUGAUUUCCAUCCUGAUGAUAGAGACUUAGUGAGGAUAACUUACAUUCAAAAAGGGCCAUGCCAACCUAAAAACCAUGAUGAAAAUGCAUUUGGAGGUGAUGCAUUUGUUACUGAUGGUUUUCGAUCUUGGAAUAGAUUAGACAUACUAAAAGCUCAUGUUGGUAAGCACAUGAGUGCUCACAACAAUGCCGUGUUAGCUAUAGAUUUGUUCAAGAAACAAAAGUCAAGCAUCACCACUGCAUUUUCAAAACAAAGCAAGGAGUCUAUGAGUAACUAUAGGAAGCGAUUGGAAGCAUCAAUUAUUUCUGUACAAUGGCUUUUAGUUGGAGCAUUGCCUUUUCGAGCUCACGAUGAAAAAGAAACUUCUUCAAACAGAGGUAAUUUUCUCAGACUUUUGACUCUUGUUUCAGAACUACAUCCUGAUUAUUCAAAAGUUUGUUUGAAAAAUGCUCCUGGUAAUUGUCAACUUACUUCUCCGGUUGUUCAAAAAGACAUCAUAAAUGCAUGUGCAAAAGAAACUACUAAAGCAACACUUGAAGAUCUUAAUGGUGGUUUUUUUGCUAUUCUUGCUGAUGAGUCGGCUGAUAUUUAUGAUAAGGAACAAAUGGCUCUUUGUUUGAGAUAUGUAAAUAAAAAAGGAGAAGUGUGUGAACGUUUACUUGGUAUUGUGCAUGUUGGGGAUACAACUUCUUUAACUCUUAAGGCUGCUAUUGAGUCAUUAUUAAUUCAACAUUCUUUGUCUUUCUCUCAAUUGACUCAAGUUGCACUUGCUAGAAAGAAUCCUGAUUGUGCUUGGCUCUUUAGUGACAUGCUUGCUCCUCUCUUGAAUUUUUUGGGUUGCUCACCAAAGAGGAAAGAAUUUCUUUGUGAAAAACAAGCUCAAGCAGUUGUUGAUGCAUUAUCCCUAGGUGAACUUGAAACGGGUUCGGGUUUAAAUCAAGAACGGGGGUUAGGAAGACCUUGUGACACCCGUUGGGGUUCCCACUUUAAAACACUUGUAAAUGUUCUUGAUAUAUUUCCUUCAAUCCUUGGCUCACUUGAUGACAUUGCUAAAGCUGCCGAAGCAAAAUCUAUGGCAUAUUAUUUUAACAAAGCACAAAGUAUUAUUGGUUGGUUAAUGACUUUUGAUUUUGUGUUUGUGGCUCACUUAAUGGUUACUAUAUUUGCAAUUACAAAUGAGUUGAAUGUGGCUUUACAAAAACAUGAUCAAGAUAUUGUUAAUGCAAUGGCCAUGGUUAACGUAACCAAGGCUAAUUUGCAAGAGUUGAGAGAUGAAAGAUGGGAUUCCUUUAUGGAAAAGAUCUUGUCUUUCACAACCAAAUAUGAGAUUGAGGUUCCAGAUAUGAAUGCGACAUAUGUUGUUCCCGGGAGAAGGAUGUUUAGAGAUCGAGAUGAUGAAAGGUUUUGGAAUUUGAAGAGUCGUAGUGAAUUGUCAAAGAAACUCGUUGAGACGGGAUUGUCCGAAACUCAUAGUAGAGUAUACUUGCUUUUGAAGUUGGUGUUGGUUCUCCCCAUUGCAACGGCAAGUGUUGAAAGAGUGUUUUCUGGUAUGACGAUCGUGAAAGAUAAAUUGCGUAAUAGCAUGGGAGAUCAAAUGUUGAAUGAUUGUUUGAUUACUUUUCUAGAAAGUGAUUUGUUUUCGAAUGUUAAAAUAGAUCACAUUAUUGAUCGAUAUCAAAAUAUGAAAACUCGUCGUGAACAAUUGUAA